AUGGAUAUUGUCGGGGACGACUUUCCGCUGCCCCGCACCGACUACCAAAACCUGUACCUCUCCGAUGACGUGGUGCUACAAGAGGAGUGUCCCCGUGGAAGACAGAGUAAUGACCCAGUAUGCAAGAAACCGAUCCGCUUGAUGGAGACCCCAAAGACCAUCAUGUACAUUCCUUGCAACGAGCUGCAUGAUAUGGACAUUUACAUCCUGAUUCCCAAUCUGGACUCCAACAGAACGCCGAUGCUAUCGCUGGAUAUACCCCGGCAGGUUGGGAUGUGGAUGGGUAUCGACCAUGCCGCUGGCCAGGGUCUGCAAGUGCAAGUUUGGAACCCGCAAAUGUAUCUCCACCAGGGUCUGGAUGGCUCUGCGCUGAACGACCUGAAUCGGCCUUACAUCAUAUCCAUUGUGGCACUGGAUAUGCCGGUCGUGUAA
Aspergillus heteromorphus CBS 117.55 is the source of this 432-nucleotide messenger RNA. RefSeq lists its product as uncharacterized. The record is from RefSeq and is a predicted model, not a curated record. NCBI's taxonomy places the organism in Eukaryota, Fungi, Ascomycota, Eurotiomycetes, Eurotiales, Aspergillaceae. The transcript has 3 exons. The coding region runs from base 1 to 432 and encodes 143 amino acids.